GAGUAAGUUUGUGUUUACACAUCUUCCCUUGUAACUGCAAGAAUUAAAUAUUCUUUUGAUUAUUUCCUUUUGUAUGUUCAUUUAUACGUAUACAUGUUUUUCUUUCGUUUGGCUCAAAGACAAAUUUAGUAAUAAUAGUUAGUCAAACAAAGAAAGCACAGUGUACGGCUCUUUUUUUUUUUUUUUUUUCAGAUCCAAAGAGAUUUGAAGUUUGAAUGAAAAAACGUGGGUGUGAGUGUGUGUGAUGAGUACAAUAUUCUGAAGAAAGAAAGAAAACUAUCUUUUUCUGAAUCCAUAAUUAUCACCAAACUCCAGAAACAACCCUUUCUCAUGUUUUUUUCUUUUGUCCCAUACCUCAUUCUCUGCGCCUUGUACGAACCACUUAAAUAUGGAGGGGUAUGUAUAGUAGUAGUAGUAGUAGAGUAAGCACCAAAACCAAAAAAGCAUAAGAAAAAGCAAAAUCUCUCUCUUUGUCUCUCUCUCAUCAUGGAUUCAGGAAAUAGUGGAAGUAUGCAAUCUUCAAGCUGUGGUGAUGAAAUUGAAGACUAUGAUUCAAGAGGUGAUUCAAAUAAUUUUUCUGCACUCUUAAACAAUCAACAACCACCAACAACAAGAAUAAACCAUGUUCUAAACACACCAUCACAUCCUUCUUCUUCUUUACCACAACAACAAAUGUUUGAUCCAUUGGUGAAUUAUUAUAUGGAUUCAUUACAAAAAGCUUCACCAUCAUCAAACCAAAACCAAAACUCAUUUCUAAACCUUGAUAUGAUGUGGGCUAAAGCUACAGGUAGAUCUGAACCAAACAAUACCGAUCUUAGUAGCUUAAUGGUACCUUCUUCAUCUUCUCAACAGAAUCAUCAACAACAACAAGCUUUUUUGUUGAGUCAAUUAGCAGCUGGUCAAACAAGAGAAAACGUUGCUUCUUCUGUACACACCACACACCAACAACAACACCAUUCUCUACCACAAGAAAGUACUUCACGUGGAGGAAUAUCACUCACCAAUGAUCAACAAAAUCUCAACAAUAACAAUAUGGGAAGAAAUCCGAAGAAAAGAUCAAGAGCUUCAAGACGUGCACCUACUACAGUUCUCACUACAGAUACUACAAAUUUCAGAGCCAUGGUUCAGGAAUUUACUGGUAUACCAGCACCACCGUUUUCUUCACCUUUUCCAAGAACAAGAUUAGAUCUUUUUGGUUCUUCUGUUUCUUCAAGAUCUUUGUCUUCUCAGAUGGACCCUCCUCCUCUUCAUCAAGCACCACCUUAUCUUCUUCGACCUUUUGCUCAGAAAAUUCAACCUCAUUACUCUUUUUCUCAAAUCCCUUCUUCUUUUCCAUCUUUGGAAAAUUCAACUAAUUCAGCGUCCAUUAACUACCAUAAUCAUCCUCUCAUGCAACACAACCAAAUUCUCGGUUUUCAAUCAAUUUCAUCAUCUCAAGCACCUACAAAAUACCCACAUGGGGCCCAACAACCCUCCUUGGAAAUCUCGCCAAAAAUGGGUGUUUUUGAGGAACUAGGAUUGAGUCAUGCCCAUGACCAUGUUAACAACAACAACAACAACAUUGGUGUUCUUCAUCAACAAAACAUGGUUCCGGCAUCAUCAUCGGAGAGAGUCAACAACAACAUGCGUAAUACUACUACUUCAGAGGAUCAGUGGGGUCAGAGAACGAGUAGUACUAGUAUUAAUGGAGACAAUGAUGGUGGUGGAGGAAGAAUUGUUGUUGGGUCUCUGAGUGGCAUUCAAGAGAGGAAUUCUUCUGCAUCAGAUUUUGGUGUAGAGAAAGGACAAGAAUGUGGUGUAGUAGUGGCUACAACUACAAGAGGUGAAGGUACGGUGGAAUCAUGGAUUAAUUGUUCUUCUUCUGAUUAACAUAAAUUAACCACUCCUCUUAAUUAAACGAACACCAUCAAGAAGAAAAAGAAGAAGGUAGGUUCGUACAUAUAAUUUUAUACACUUUAUUAAAAAAGCAAAUGAUGCUGGUAGAAGUACAAAGCUAAAGCUAAUGCAUGAAAUGGAGAAUCUUCAUCAUAAACCACCACCAUCAAAUCAAAUUAAUUCAACAUUUAUUUUUUGCUUUUUCUUUGUUCUCUGAGUCCUUUAGAAUUAUAUUAUGCGUAUAUAAUUUUAGUAGCAACUAUAGGCUAUAUAGUUUGCCUUUCUCUUUCUCUCUA
Messenger RNA from Medicago truncatula (barrel medic), 2171 nucleotides. RefSeq lists its product as uncharacterized. The transcript has a single exon. The record is from RefSeq and is a predicted model, not a curated record. The coding region runs from base 487 to 1869 and encodes 460 amino acids. Lineage: Eukaryota; Viridiplantae; Streptophyta; Magnoliopsida; Fabales; Fabaceae.